AUGAACACAUUCGGAAGCAACGCAUUCGGUGGGUUGGGGGCAUAUCAAUCGGCCCACCACCACCUUGCUUCCAACACAUGCCACCUCCAACACUCACCAGUGCUGCUCGUGUGCACUGCAACGCAGUUGGAGAGGAAGGGCGCGAGGGGGUCAACACCGCUGCUCCCUCACGCGCCUCCCUGCGACUCACGCUGCUUGCUCCUCGUUCCCCCCGCUCUUCUCUCCCGUGCAUCUCCAGGAGCAAUGGAAGGCGGACGUGGGGCAGCAAGCGAGCACGUGGGUCGCCCUCAUGCCUCAAGCACCUGGUGCCAGCAGACAGCAGUAACAUCGUCAGCUAAGUGCAUCCACCUCGCAUCCCACAUCACACCCCUUUCCAUGCUUCCGCGUUUCCUUCAUCCCGUCAUCACUGCUGCCACUGCUGGCAGCACACAGUACAACCCACACACCCCGCUCACUCUCAGGUAUCCCCCUCAGGUACUGCAGGUUCUCUUGGGGUCUGUGACUUGUGGCCGUGCUUCCAUCAGUGGCCCCUCCUAUCUUCCUGAUAUGGCAGCUUCUGGUGUUUCCCUUGUGCUUGUGGCCAUUCCAUGCGCACUCACUGCUGCUCUGUGUCUGUGCCUUGCUGGUGGAGGGGAGGGGCGUGGGGUCAAUGCCGACGCUCCCUCACGCCUCUCCCCUGUGGCCGUGCAGGUGGCAGUGGGGAAGGGAAGAAGGCUGGGAGAGAGACUUGCGACGGGGGAAAGUAUCGGGGAGGGGUUGGCCUCUCAAGCUGGUCGCUCACACGGGAGUGGCAGUGGCGGGGGACAUGGAGUGCGCAGGCAGCAGCUGCUCUCCACCCAGCCUUCACACACUGGUAACCUCCCCUUUGGUAUAGCUGAGGCAGCAUUGCAGUGGACUCAAAUGGUGCUGCUAUGGAGAGUAUCGAGAUGGGCUUGGCCCCUCAAGCCUGAGGGUUGGAGCACUGGAGGGCGGGAGAGUGGAGUCCACCCUCUGACUCACCUCCUGCUCCCUCCCUUCUCCCUUCCCUCCCAGCAGCACCCUGCCUGGACCACAGUGGAGUCUCGCCCUCCCCUAAUCCCCCCCUCCCCACUUCCCAGCAGCCUCACCAUCAUGGCGCUCUGCAUGGCUCUGGUAGGUACAGUCCCCUCCCUCAGUUCCCUCCCUCAGUUCCCUCCCUCAGUUCCUUCCCUCGGUCUCUUCUUGCCUCCCUUUGUAUCCCCCCUCUGUCUCCUCUGA
Molecule: messenger RNA, 1236 nt
Organism: Closterium sp. NIES-65
Lineage: Eukaryota; Viridiplantae; Streptophyta; Zygnematophyceae; Desmidiales; Closteriaceae
Source: the annotation of a GenBank genome assembly